AUGACCUUCAUUUGCGGAUCGAUUAGUAUUAUCUCAUGUGGACGGCUUGGCAAACACACACUCGCCACCGUAGGCUUGGCGAACUCAGUGUUCAAUGUCACUGGUCUGGUGGUUAUAACCGGUUUAUUGACUGCCGCCGAUACAAUUUUUUCUCAGACCUACGGGAGUAAUAAAAAAUACUUGAUGGGCAUUCAGCUGCAGAGAGCCAUCGUCAUAAUCACCUUCUGCUGCAUCCCCUGCAUUUCGCUGCAAUUGCUUGCGGAACCCGCGUUUCUGCUGUUACAUCAAAAUCCACAAACCGCAAAAGACGCAGCGGAUUACAUUCUCUGUGCUUUGCCUGGACUGUGGUUCGUGGCAAUUGAGCAAUGUUUGACCAAGUACCUACAAGCACAGAACACAGUGUAUCCACCUCUAUGGAUAGGAAUCAUUGGAAAUUGUUUGAACGCGUUCCUUCAUUACUUGCUGCUCUACGUGUUAAAAGUUGGUGUCCGCGGAUCAGCUUUCUCUCAAGUGAUCACACACGUGUUCCAAUGCGCAUGUCUUGUGGUAUACGUCAUCGUAAAAGAGAAGAAGGGCAGUACCUGGACAGGUUUGUCUUCAAAUCUGUGGUUGGACUGGGGCAUAUGGUUCAAACUGGCGUUACCGGGGCUGAUCAUGGUGGCAAUGGAGUGGACAAUUUUCGAACUUGGAACCGUCAUUGCAGGAACCCUCAGUGGACAGCAAUUAUCCUCACAGAUAAUUCUUUUCAACACUGAGACUAUACUUGUAAUGCUAGUACCACUAGGUGUUGGAAUGGCCACCAAUGUUCGUGUUGGUCAGUUUCUCGGUGCUGGAUCUGCAGUAGGUCCAAAAUCGGUCAUAUCCGUCGCAUUGGUAACAGUUUGGCUCCUGACCUCGAUGUUCGCAACGGGUGUGAUAUUGCUAAAAUGGCAAAUUCCAAAAGCGUUCACCUCAGACAGUGCCGUCAUAGAAUUAGCUGCCAAUUUGUUGCCCAUAAUCGCCGCCUUCCAAUUUUUUGAAGCAACAUCGGUGCGUUUGUCCUUCUCCUUAUUAUUGCUGACGUCAUAA
Molecule: messenger RNA, 1068 nt
Organism: Dicrocoelium dendriticum
Lineage: Eukaryota; Metazoa; Platyhelminthes; Trematoda; Plagiorchiida; Dicrocoeliidae
Source: the annotation of a GenBank genome assembly